Messenger RNA from Empidonax traillii (willow flycatcher), 8064 nucleotides. RefSeq names its product BCL9, transcription coactivator (gene BCL9). Gene Ontology annotation, molecular function: transcription coactivator activity; beta-catenin binding. Gene Ontology annotation, biological process: canonical Wnt signaling pathway; positive regulation of transcription by RNA polymerase II. Lineage: Eukaryota; Metazoa; Chordata; Aves; Passeriformes; Tyrannidae. Gene Ontology annotation, cellular component: beta-catenin-TCF complex. The transcript has 9 exons. The record is from RefSeq and is a predicted model, not a curated record. Bases 3649 to 7914 code for a protein of 1421 amino acids.
AGUGGAGCUGUGCUCACAGAAGUACACAUGCCUGCAUCCCAUAGCAGAGGGAUCUGCUCUCUCCCCUGAAUUACAAGGGCUGCUUUGCUGAGGUUUUAUAGCCAUUUUGGACAAGUUGGCAUGAUGGCUCUGUUGUGCGCUGUGGAUUUUUUUUUUUCUUUUAAUAGUGAUCUCCAAUGAGAUUAUUUUUAAUGAAUGUGUCCUUUUUUUCUUACUCAGAGCAUAAAAAUGGCUCAAGGGCUCAUAUUCUUUCCCUGCCUCCCUUGCUGGCCUCUCCUCAAACAACAAAAGAAAGGCAUCUUUCUUUUUUUAACUUGAAGUUAGCAACGAUGUCAGUUUUGGGAUUUGGCAAUUUUCUCAGUGGGGAGAGUGCGUUUUUGUUUUGUUGUUUGGGUUUUUUUUUUUUAAUUUUUUUUUUUUUUCCAAUCUGGGGGUUUUGGAGUCGAGUUUUUAUUGUGGAGAAGGGUCUGGGGAUCUUGGGUCUCACUGCACUUGUGUGAACUCUUAACACCUUAAUUGAAGGGGUGGAGAUGCUGAAUCACUAACAAAGACCUCCUUUAUCCAAAAUGUUAAUCAAUCAUUGACGUUAAAUAAGUGUGAACAAAACCAAGCAAAAAAAAACCCCACCCUAAACAAGUUUUUGUGUAAGUUCCACUCCCAUUCAGCUGCUCAUCUUUGGUCAGGUUAACAUUCUUUUGGGGAUGUAUUUUGUGCGUGUGUACUUGAUUUUUGCAAUGUUUGGUAAAAGUUCUGUUGCGAACUUCCCAGUGUAGUUUUCCCAAUACAGAUUAUUCAGCUCAGAGAUGAUGUUUUGGGAGAAAUUGUGAUCUCCUCUGGUGUGAGGGAGUAGCUGGACUUUGACAGUACCGUUGUGACCAUCUUUUUGUAUUUGUUUUGGGGAGGUGUUUUGCUUUUCUCUCUUGCGAUCAGUUAAUUUGUUUAUUGGUCAACACAGUCUUCUAAGCUAGACUGGACCUGAAUUUUAAUGUGAAAGAAAAUAAAUAGUUUCUGUUCAUGCAACCAGAAACUUUGUAGCUUUCUUCUGUAUAUUAUGAAUACAGAGAGUGUGGACUCUCUUCUUUCUUCCCUGUGUUUCCCCCCUUGCUUACCUCCCGUCUUGCAUUUCAUCUGUACAGUUCGUGGCUUGGAUUCAUUGUAUUCGGUUAGGGUCAGUCCACAGCCAGAGAAACUACACUUGUUACGAAAUAUCCAGAUAUAGAAACUAAGGCAACUACAAGCCACAAGGCCAAAAUGUUGAUAUACAACCGCUUUUCUGAGCAGUUUAAUGUUUGAGGUGGAUAGGAAUGGAGUACUUUUGAUCCAUAUUUCCUAGCUUCUCAGGCUUGUUACUCUGUAACAUGUCUUCCCAUACCUAUUUUUACAUAUUUCUCUCUAGAUGUUUUCUUUUCCUCUGAGUUCCUGACAUGCUCUGUCGACUCUCUUGCCUUACAAACUGUGCCUAUGGCUUAGGAAUUUUGUUAGUCUUUUAUAAAUUCAAUAGGAAAAGAAAUCAAAACCCAACCAACAACAGCUUUAUCCCGUGGAGCAAUUUACACUCAAGUGAGUAUUCAAACUAAUUUCUGUCUUAAAUGUGACCUGUGCUGCCUCACAGGCCUUCAUCUCCUCUGCUUUCUAGAGGUUUACCAGAAUUUCUUCAGAGCAAUGCAGGCAACCUUCAUAAAAUCCUUCUAACUAGCUUGCAUGGCCUUGGACUUGACAGAAAUCCCUGUGCCUCGCUGAGUUCUGUGGUCUGUUUACAUAGAUAUGAAGUCCUUUAACCCAGCAAGUUUUGCUGUGGGCUUGGAUUUCCUGCUUGCAAGCUCUGCUGGAGUCCCUCUAGUCUUCCUGCUGGCAAAGUCAAGGUGUUAACUCAGGUUUUCAGAGCAGUUUGUGAAUGGAAGGAGAUUUUAUUGCUGAGUUUCUGUCCAAGCACUGUUCUGCCUAUUGGAUUUAAAUUAGUUUUUCCCCACAUACUUGUCUGUUAGGGGCUUUUUGUUGUGUUUUAGGAGUUUAGUCAUUUUGGAGCUUGAUCUCCUUUGUGGUAGGGACUAUACAAGUCCAGAAGAACAGGAACCUUCUUCAUGAUUAGUAAUUCCUGAUAAUGUCAAAGAACUUGAACAAAAAAAAAUAAAUCCUAUUUGUUGGGAAACUUCUGAAGGGUUGCCUUUAAGGUCACUCAGGCUCACCAGCACUAGUUAGCAAAACUAGGUGAUAUUUGACUGUGCUGAAUCCAAGUGAACCGUUCUGGUGUUGACUUUUAAUUUAUAUUUUUGAAAAAGCAGGGCCGUGCUUUAUGGCUGCACCCUUACCUGUAGGCCUAGCACUAGCUAGAGUUGGCUUGUGAGGAUUGAGUGCUUGCCCUUUUUGACUCUGCGCCACCUUGCUGGUGCUGCUGCUGGAGCAGCUGGAUGCUGAAAGGAUCCAGGAGUUGAUCUGGAUUAUAAGUGGCCUGGCAAAAAAAAAAAAAGAAAAAGAAAAAAAGAUUAUACUUAGCGUACAUCAGAUUGCCAAACUGGUUCACUGUUAGGCCACGUAAGCGGUUGUUUGGGCACAUCAGACAGUGUGGUGCAGGGGUGGAAGUAAAUAUUGGUAGCAGCAGUUCUUUAAGCUGGCAUUGCUGCCAAAAGGAGUGCUCAUCUAACUAUACCCCAAGAGUCUGCUAAACUUGCUAAAUGUUUUUUUACACCUGUUUGUUACAGCUUCCCUUGCCUGAGAACAGUUGCCUUCAGCUUACCUUGUUCUUUUUGCCAAAAAUCAUCUCUGAACAUAGAGGCAAGGUAUCAAAAGAGAAACCCUCUUUAAGGAGCUUUAAGCAGGGCAAAAAGAAGGCUAUGGGGGUUUAGCUAUGGAGAAGUUUCUGCUGCAUCAAGACUGCCUGAUGAUACAGAACAUGCACUGUAAAUUGACUAUAGACUAUUUAGUGUGGUUGCAAUUAAGCAGUGAAAUUCAUGCUGUGAGAAUCAUCAGGAGCAAGAAUUCAACAAGAGUUAAAAAGCAUCAGAUGUCUGUAGGAAUAUGAAGAAUAUUCAAUUAUCGUAAUCAGUGACAGUAGAAAUUUUGGAAGAGGUAUUAAGCCUGUGGUCUAAACCUUGUUUUUUAUUCUGCUCUAACAGAUGUGCUGCUAUAUCGGGAAAGGGAGGGAGGGAAUAGCUUGUUGUGCCUGGGUCUGCUGCAGGGUUCUCACACACUUCUCUGGAAACUUGAUUGAGACCAGUGUGUGAGAUGUGACAUUCAACUGCACAGGCUUCUGGUUGGAUCGUGGUGAACCAUCCUGAAAUCUGAUCUGAGCUACCAAAGUGUGGCUGUGAGAGGUGAUUGUUUCUUGUGAGACAAGUGGUUUGCAACUCAUGGCCUCCACGAUGAGUACUGCCGUGUCGUGACACCAGGGGUCUUGGGUGCCCUGGAGAUGCGAGACUUCCCCUGGGCAGCAGGAGGCACGCGUCUAGAGAAUGCUGGAGCUGCAGGAGGGAAGUGCCCAGUGCAAAAGCAGCGAGGAGCCAAGAGAAAAAAGGCAAGCAGACAGCCAGCACUGAGAGGAGCGGGUGGCAGGAAGCGCUUCGACGCUGCCUCUGGCGGCACGAUCCCCAGGGGAACUUGACGAGAGCCCAUCUGCGUGUGUGUGAGACUGUGAGCUCAGGAUUUCUGUCAAUGCAUUCCAGUAACCCCAAAGUGAGGAACUCCCCGUCAGGCAACACACAGAGCCCCAAAUCAAAGCAGGAGGUGAUGGUCCGCCCCCCUACAGUGAUGUCCCCGUCUGGCAACCCUCAGCUGGAUUCCAAAUUUUCCAACCAAGGCAAACAAGGGGGCUCCACCAGCCAAUCCCAGCCCUCUCCCUGUGACCCCAAAAGUGGAGGUCACACCCCCAAAGUGCUCCCUGGCCCAGGUGGGAGCAUGGGGCUGAAGAAUGGGGCUGGAAAUGGUGCCAAGGGGAAGGGGAAAAGAGAGAGGAGCAUUUCAGCAGACUCCUUUGAACAGAGGGAAGCUGGGACUCCUAAUGAUGACCCUGAAAUCAAAGACUGCAAUUCUGCUGAUCAUGUGAAGUCCCAGGAGUCUCAGCACACACCACACUCCAUGACUCCUUCUAAUGCUUCAGCCCCAAGGUCUUCCACACCUUCCCAUGGUCUGACUGCCACUCUGGAGCCAGCGAGUGGGCAGAAGACUCCAUCCAAAGUGGUUUAUGUCUUUUCUACUGAGAUGGCCAACAAGGCUGCAGAAGCUGUGCUGAAGGGACAGGUGGAAACCAUUGUGUCCUUUCAUAUCCAGAACAUCUCAAACAGCAAGGCGGAACGAAACACUGUACCUUUGAACCCCCAGAUCACUGCACUUCGGACUGAACCCAAGCCCCUGCCGCAGCCCCAGCCCCCCGCAGCCCCGGACCAGAACCCUCCACAGAACGCCAAAAUGCAGCCGACCCCACCCGUGUCAGCACCGGUGUCCAAAUCCACUGGCCCCCCGUGUCCCAUAGAUCAGGACAGUCCCAACGUGGAAAGCAAAGUGAUGUCUGUGGGCAGCCCUGCCAACUCUACCCCGUUGCAGACAGAAGGGUUUGGGCAGAGUUCAACCCCCAAUAACCGAGCGGUGAGCCCGGUUUCCCAAGGUAGCAAUAGCUCAGCUGCAGACUCCAAAGGUCCUCCACAGCAGGUGUCUGGUGGGGACCCGUCCAGUUUGGGCGAGAAUCCAGAUGGACUGUCCCAGGAGCAGCUGGAGCAUCGAGAGCGCUCACUGCAGACCCUGCGGGACAUACAGCGCAUGCUCUUCCCUGAUGAGAAGGAGUUUGCUGGAGGGCAAAGUGGGGGGCCUCCCCCAAAUGCUGGGGUGCUGGAUGGUCCCCAAAAGAAACCUGAAGGGCCGAUACAGGCUAUGAUGGCUCAAUCCCAAAGUUUAGGCAAAGGGUCAGGGUCUCGGACAGAUGGAGGGGCUCCGUUUGGCCCUCAAGGACACAGGGACAUGCCUUUUUCCCCAGAUGAAAUGGGGCCACCACCAAUGAACUCCCAGUCAGGACCCAUAGGCCCAGACCACCUGGACCAUAUGACUCCUGAGCAGGUGGCCUGGCUCAAGCUGCAGCAGGAGUUCUAUGAGGAGAAGAGAAGAAAGCAAGAGCAGGUGGUUGUGCAGCAGUGUUCCCUGCAGGAUAUGAUGGUCCACCAGCACGGGCCUCGGGGGGUGGUCCGAGGUCCUCCUCCUCCCUACCAGAUGACCCCUGGGGAGGGCUGGGGACCUGGGGGCCCAGAGCCCUUCCCUGAAGGCAUGAACAUGUCGCACUCUCUGCCCCCCAGGGGCAUGGCCCCUCAUCCCAACGUGCCCGGGAGCCAGAUGCGCCUGCCUGGCUUUGCAGGAAUGAUGAACCCUGAGAUGGAGGGCCCCAGUGUCCCGAAUCCCGCCUCACGGCCUGGGCUUUCAGGAGUUAGUUGGCCAGAUGAUGUGCCAAAAAUCCCAGAUGGCCGAAACUUCCCUCCUGGCCAGGGUGUCUUCAGUGGCCCUGGCCGAGGGGAGCGGUUUCCCAAUCCGCAGGGCCUGCCCGAAGAGCUCUACCAGCAGCAGCUGGCUGAGAAACAGAUGGGCCUUCCUCCUGGUCUGAACAUGGAAGGCAUCAGGCCUGGCAUGGAGAUAAACAGAAUGAUGCCCUCCCAGAGACACAUGGAGCCUGGGAACAACCCCAUCUUCCCUCGCAUGCCGGUAGAAGGACCGAUGAGCCCUUCCAGGGGGGACUUCCCGAAAGGAAUACCCCCACAAAUGGCUUCUAGCAGGGAGCUGGAGUUUGGGAUGGGCCCUGGCAGCAUGAAGGGGGACAUGGGCAUGAAUGUCAGCAUGGGCUCCAACCCACCCCUGGUCCCUCAGAAGCUGAGGGAGGCAGGAGUCGGGCCGGAAGAGAUGAUGAAGCUGCGCCCUGGCGUCUCGGAGAUGCUCUCCUCUCAGCAGAAAAUGGUGCCGCUGCCGUUCGGGGAGCACCCGCAGCAGGAGUACGGCAUGGGUCCCAGGCCUUUCCUUCCCAUGUCUCAGGGCCCAGGAGUCGGUCUCCGGAAUCUCAGAGAGCAGAUCGGGCCUGACCAAAGGACUAACAACCGGCUCAGCCACAUGCCGCCACUACCUCUCAAUCCCACCAGUAACCCCAACAGCCUCAACACUGCUCCCCCUGCGCAGCGCAGCCUCGGCCGCAAGCCCUUGGAUAUCUCCGCAGCUGGCCAGGUGCAUUCGCCAGGAAUCAACCCCUUGAAGUCCCCCACGAUGCGCCAGGUCCAGUCUCCCAUGAUGGGGUCUCCCUCGGGGAACCUCAAGUCCCCCCAGACGCCCUCCCAGCUGGCAGGAAUGCUCGCGGGCCCCACUGCCGCAGCCGCUGCUGCCUCCAUUAAGUCCCCCCCUGUCUUGGGGUCUGCUGCUGCUUCUCCUGUCCACCUCAAGUCUCCGUCUCUCCCCGCACCUUCUCCUGGAUGGACUUCAUCUCCAAAGCCUCCUUUGCAGAGCCCUGGGAUUCCCCCGAACCACAAGGCGUCUCUGACCAUGUCUUCUCCAGCCAUGCUGGGGAACGUGGAGUCGGGUGGUCCACCUCCCUCCACAGUCAGCCAGUCUGCUCCUGUGACUCUCCCUGGAAAUCUUCCCUCUAGCAGUCCUUACACAAUGCCUCCAGAGCCAACCCUCUCCCAGAAUCCCCUCUCCAUUAUGAUGUCCAGGAUGUCCAAAUUUGCCAUGCCGAGCUCUACACCGCUCUAUCAUGAUGCCAUCAAAACUGUGGCCAGCUCGGAUGACGACUCCCCUCCAGCCCGCUCCCCAAACUUGCCACCUAUGAACAGUGUACCAGGAAUGGGCAUUAAUUCUCAGAAUCCUCGAAUUUCAGGUCCAAACCCAGUGGGUCCAAUGCCAACCCUUAGCCCAAUGGGAAUGACCCAGCCUCUUUCCCAUAACAACCAGAUGCCCUCUCCAAAUGCUAUGGGACCCAAUAUACCUCCUCAUGGGGUCCCCGUGGGACCCGGCCUGAUGUCACACAACCCAAUGAUGGGACACGGUUCCCAGGAGUCUCCAAUGGUACCUCAAGGACGCCUGGGCUUCCCACAGGGGUUCCCUCCCGUACAGUCCCCUCCACAGCAGGUGCCAUUUCCACACAACGGGCCCAGCGGUGGACAAGGCAACUUCCCAGCGGGAAUGGGCUUCCACGGAGAAGGACCUCUGGGGCGUCCUACCAACCUGCCCCAAAGUUCGACAGAUCCAGCACUUUGCAAGACUGGAGGCCCUGGCGGUCCAGACUCCUUCACUGUUCUCGGAAACAAUAUGCCUUCGGUUUUCACUGAUCCAGAGCUGCAGGAGGUGAUCCGCCCUGGAGCCACGGGAAUACCCGAGUUCGACCUGUCCAGGAUUAUCCCGUCGGAGAAGCCUAGCCAGACACUACAGUAUUUCCCUCGUGGGGAGGUGCCGGGCCGCAAGCAGCCGCAGGGCCCCGGGCCCGGCUUCUCCCACAUGCAGGGGAUGAUAGGAGAGCAGACCCCGAGGAUGGGACUAACGUUGCCUGGCAUGGGGGGCCCCGGGCCGGUGGGAACUCCGGAUAUCCCCCUUGGGACGGCUCCGUCCAUGCCAGGCCACAACCCAAUGAGGCCCCCGGCCUUCCUGCAGCAGGGCAUGAUGGGGCCGCACCACCGCAUGAUGUCACCAGCACAGCCGGCCAUGCCCGGCCAGCCCGCCCUCAUGAGCAACCCCGUGGCCGCCGUGGGCAUGAUCCCGGGCAAGGACCGAGCCCCCGCGGGGCUGUACAGCCACCCCGGCCCCGUGGGGUCGCCCGGCAUGAUGAUGUCAAUGCAGGGCAUGAUGGGACCCCAACAAAACAUCAUGAUUCCCCCCCAGAUGAGGCCCCGAGGUAUGGCUGCUGACGUUGGCAUGGGAGGAUUUAGCCAAGGCCCUGGAAACCCGGGGAACAUGAUGUUUUAAGCUGCUACCAUAAGACUGGAUGUUCCGAUCCUUGUCAAGAUGAGAUUCCAAGUCCUGAGGGCUUUUUGGGAGCUUCAGGAGUACAGUUUGGCCAUGCAAUAGGUGAAAAGAGACCAGAGGACGCUUUGGGAAAUCUCGAAUGUAUGGAAU